This is a messenger RNA of Temnothorax curvispinosus, 4414 nucleotides long. Its product is annotated as zinc finger BED domain-containing protein 4-like. Gene Ontology annotation, molecular function: DNA binding; protein dimerization activity. The transcript is spliced from 6 exons. The record is from RefSeq and is a predicted model, not a curated record. NCBI's taxonomy places the organism in Eukaryota, Metazoa, Arthropoda, Insecta, Hymenoptera, Formicidae. The coding region runs from base 858 to 2879 and encodes 673 amino acids.
GUUAUCCUGAUAGAAUCACGUUGGUGAGAGGAAAUCACGAAUCACGAGAGAUAACGCAAGUUUGUGGCUUUUAUGACGAGUGCUUAUGUAAAUACGGCAGUAUAACAGUACGGCAGUAUUGCACAGAGAUAUUUGCCGAUUCUGUAACCCAAGGUUCUUAUAGCGUCAAAACGUAUCUCCUUCUACUUACGUUAAAGGUCCGUUAUCCUGACAGAAUCACGUUGGUGAGAGGAAAUCACGAAUCACGAGAGAUAACGCAAGUUUGUGGCUUUUAUGACGAGUGCUUAUGUAAAUACGGCAGUAUAACAGUACGGCAGUAUUGCACAGAGAUAUUUGCCGAUUCUGUAACCCAAGGUUCUUAUAGCGUCAAAACGUAUCUCCUUCUACUUACGUUAAAGGUCCGUUAUCCUGACAGAAUCACGUUGGUGAGAGGAAAUCACGAAUCACGAGAGAUAACGCAAGUUUGUGGCUUUUAUGACGAGUGCUUAUGUAAAUACGGCAGUAUAACAGUACGGCAGUAUUGCACAGAGAUAUUUGCCGAUUCUGUAACCCAAGGUUCUUAUAGCGUCAAAACGUAUCUCCUUCUACUUACGUUAAAGGUCCGUUAUCCUGACAGAAUCACGUUGGUGAGAGGAAAUCACGAAUCACGAGAGAUAACGCAAGUUUGUGGCUUUUAUGACGAGUGCUUAUGUAAAUACGGCAGUAUAACAGUACGGCAGUAUUGCACAGAGAUAUUUGACUAUUUAUCGUUACCUGCCAUUAAUGACAGCAAGAUUUUUUGUGUUCACGUUGGAUUAUUGCGCAGUAUUCAGACAAUAGAUCAAAUCCGGACUAUACUGACAGAAAAUAAGAACAAAAUGUCGGUUCCAACUGUCUCAAGCUGUAGCCGAAAACGAAAAAGGAGUUCUGUGCAUGACUUUUUCAUAACGCUUAACGAAAUUUCAGUACGAUGUACUUUGUGUCAAAAGGUCUAUAAAAACCAUGGAAACACAACUAAUUUAGUUAACCACCUAGAACGAAUUCACCCAACACACAUCAAUUCUAAAAGUGAUUCUGCACAAAAAAAGAUAUCCACGCGAACAUCAGUCGAUAGUGUCAAUUACGAAUCUGAAGCUGAAGAUGAUCCUAUAUUGAUCGAACCUGAUCCGGCUUUACUACCAUCAACAUCGGGCACUCAAUUUAAACGAUCGAGAUCUUGCACCCCGAUACAUAAAUCAGAAGCGGGUAUGUCCGGCAUAGUUCGUUCAACAUCGGAGGAGCCUUCGACUAGUUCGACUCUGAUCCAGAAACAAGUGAAGCAACCAUCCAUCGACAAAGCUUUCCACAAAAUCAAAGCAUACACUGAUGGUGGUAGUACGGCGUGUAAGAUUAUGAACGCUAUCGUGUAUAUGAUAGCGGUGGACCAACAGCCUUUCUCGAUGGUCGAGGACAAAGGAUUCAGGAAUCUCUUAAGUAUCGUGGCACCUCUAUACACUGUGCCAUGUCGAAAAACUAUUACAAAACGGACAGACGAAAAGUACGAGCUACUCAGUUCGAUAAUCAAGACUAUGCUUUCAAAAGCCGAACAUCUUUGUUUAACUACAGACAUCUGGACAGAACCAUUUAAUACCCGAAGUUAUAUCGGCAUCACUGUACAUUACAUCAAUUUUGAAGCUAUGCGAUUGGAAUGUAUAUCUCUGGGAAUAAAGGAACUUGAAAAAAGCCAUAACGCAGAAUAUAUAUCAAUAAUUAUAAGCGAGGUACUAAAUGAGUGGCACAUUAAUGCUGAUGCAGUAGUAGCUGUAAUUACAGACAACGCUUCCAACAUUGCGAAGGCGAUGCGCGAUACGUUUGGGCAUCGAAAACAUCUGGGAUGUUUCGCUCACACCCUAAAUCUAGCUGUCCAAGAUGCAAUCGCUGCUACACCGGAAUUCCAGACUGUGGUGAAGAAAGUGAAAUCUAUUGUCACGUAUUUCAAACGCAGCGUCAAAGCAGCUGACGCACUUAAGGAGUUACAGACAUCGGAUCUUGAAAACGGUGGACCGGUUUUAAAAUUAAAGCAGGAAUGCGAGACACGCUGGAAUUCGCUUUUUUAUAUGAUAGAGAGAUAUAUUCAAUUGGUAAACCAAGUGAACACCGUAUUGAUCACCCUUCCGCGAAAAAAGCAGGAGGAUGUCCCAGAGAUGACAACACGCGCCGAACUACAAAUUUUGAAAGAUGCCUGUGCCAUUUUGUGUCCAAUCGAAUGUGUUACCACGGAAAUGUCGGGCGAGUCGUAUGUCACGUGCAGCAAAAUCAUCCCCAUCGUUAAUUGCCUAGUGAAAACUUUGGAAAAACUGAACAUUGAGCACGAUAUUUCAGACUAUCUGCACAAAAAUAUUUUACGAGAACUUCGCAAAAGAUUUGUGAAUGAAGAUUCAAACGUUGAAAAAAACGUUAUGCUCGCUAUAUCCACUUUGCUGGACCCACGCUUCAAGAAACUGCACUUCCGCAGUCCAUUAGCUGUUUCUACAGCAAUGAGUAAGAUAUGUCAAUUGAUGAAAGAAAAUACUGUUGAGAAAACAAAAGAUUUGUGGAACGUUCACGAUGAAUUGAUAGCAUCUUCAUCAACAAACUGCGACGAGCCUGGUGGCGUACCAGUCGAACUUCGACAGUUCCUUAAUGCUAAUGUCGUCAACAGAAGCGAGGAUCCACUAAAAGUUUGGUAUAAACUGAAGGAUAUUUAUCCAAAGGUGUACGAAAUAGCCAUGAAAUAUUUCGUGAUUGUGGGAACGUCUGUCCCAUCUGAACGCUUAUUUAGUGCUGCUGGAGAUAUUAGCGCAAAAAGAAGCAGAAUUACUGGAAAAAGGGCAUCGGAGAUUAUAUUUCUAGGAUCUCUACCUAAAAAAUACUGGACCUAAGUCACAGCGGUGCGGCGUCUCACCCGUAUACCACAUUAUGUGGUUCGUGAAGUGCUUCCUCGUAAACGACUUACCGCAUAUUUUACAACGGAACGGCGUGUCGUUUGUGUGCGAACGCAUAUGGUUAGCGAGAUGCUUCAAGAUGAUACAUGCUGUGUAUACUUAAUAUAUAAUUGCGUCGAAGAAGUGUGAAGAUUGUGCGCCAUUCAUUGUUUCCUUAAGGACCUAGAUUACACUAUUACAGUGGAUUUACCAUGCGCCAUUUGAAUUAACGGUGUCUCGUGUGCUGAUUCAAUUUGCUUCGUGAUGCCGCACCAGCUGCACACCAUUUUCGUUUCAUAAGAUUCACAGUGAACUUCAUUCGGGACGAUGUAGAGCGAUUGCUCGUGAUACGCGCGUAAAACGCGCAUUAAAACUGCAUUGAUGACUAUUUAUUGCUACGGCAAUUAUUAUUAUCCAUAACUAUUAUUAUCUAAAGUUUGAUUUUGUUUCGUUUAUACUUGUACUUGAUAAGUCGAUUUUGGUAACGAGCAUAUUAAUGUAUUCGCGCCAAAUUUGCGCAAGUGGGGUAUCCUAUUGUAAAAGAAUUUCGCGACUAUAUGAUGAACAUGUAAUAAUUCUUCUUCGUUAUUACUUUAGUAAUCUUCCAUAAUUUUAACAAAAAGGCACUAAUUAUAAUGUCAAUAUCUCGGAUUACGUUUGUACGUUAUUUUUAUGCGAGGAGUGUGUCUGUGUGCAUUCGCCAAUUAAUGAGGUGGCAUAGUAGUGUCGGACAAAAUAUAUUUGCAAGUAAUGAAAACACACCAUUUUCGUUUUAUAAGAUUCACAGUAAACUUCGUUCGGGACGAUGUAGAGCGAUUGCUCGUAAUACGCGCAUAAAACGUGCAUUAGAACGUUGAUAUGACUGUUUAUUGCUACGGCGAUUAUUAUCCAUAACUAUUAUUAUUCAAAGUUUCAUUUUGCUUCGUUUAUACUUGUACUUGAUAAGUCGAUUUUGGUAACGAGCGUAUUAAUGUAUUCACUGCAAAUUUGUGCAAGUGGGGUAUUCUGUUGUAAAAGAAUUUCGCGACUUUAUGAUGAACAUGUAAUAAUUCUUUUUCGUUAUUACUUUAGUAACCUUCCAUAAUUUUAACAAAGAGGCACUAAAUUAUAAUGUCAAUAUCUCAGAUUACGUUUGUAUGUUAUUUUUAUGCGAGGAGUGUGUCUGCGUGCAUUCGCCAAUUAAUGAGGUGACAUAGUAGUAUCGGUACAGUAGUGUCGAACAAAAUAUAUUUGCAAGUAAUGGAAAUAACGACUUUAAGUAUAUGUAUAUUUUCCUGUGAAAAUAUAUAUUUGAAAAUAAUUAUUUGCAAAUAUAUUUUAGCCAAUAUUGGGACGUACAUUGAGAUGCAAUUAUCCAGAUGCGAAUUAAGGCAAAUGCUCCGAAAAUAAUUUUGUAAUUGAAGACAGUAUAGAUAUUGAUACUGCAUCUACAGCAAUGAUUUAAGUUUAUUAAAUGUGCAAUUAAAUAAAAAUUUUAUAGCGUGUUGCAAUUA